This is a messenger RNA of Bemisia tabaci, 1811 nucleotides long. NCBI's taxonomy places the organism in Eukaryota, Metazoa, Arthropoda, Insecta, Hemiptera, Aleyrodidae. The record is from RefSeq and is a predicted model, not a curated record.
CUUAAAAUAGAUUGUUGACAAAUUCCGCAGCUCACGUGGGAUCCCAGAAUUUUUGAAUCCAGCCUUUCUUUUUUCUCUGUAGUGUAAUUAUUGUCUGUGAUAUUAUGUCUCAAGAUUAGGUCUGUUUCUCUUUUUUAUCCGGAGGUCACUGUGAUUUUCUUUUCUCAUCAUCAUGGGCAAAAGAUACAAAAUCAAACGCAAGGGCUUUGCUCAAAAGCAAAAUCCUGAGUCCUAUGCCAAAUUUGAAGAGCCAGAAGAGUUGGUAAGGGCCCCUCAUUCCUUUGUCAUUCAUCGUGGAGAAGUUGGACCUUAUAUUCAAGAACUUACAACCGAUUUCCGAAAAGUGAUGGAGCCAUUCACUGCAUCAUCUCUCCAUGUGCGGAAGAGUAAUCGGGUGAAAGAUUUUGCAUCUGUGGCAGCUCCUCUUCAUGUCACGCAUUUAUGUAUGUUCACAAAUUCAAAAGAAAAAGGACCGAAUCUCCGGAUAGCCCACUUACCCCAAGGGCCAACUCUCACCUUUAAAAUAAAUAAAUACACCUUUGCUAGGAACGUUCUGUCAUCUCUCACCAAACCAAAUAUUUGUGAGAAAAUGUAUGCUCAUUCCCCACUUAUAGUCUUGAAUAACUUUGUGGGAGAGGGACUUCAUAUCAAGUUGAUGGCAACGAUGUUUCAAAAUAUGUUCCCAGCUUUAAAUAUUUCCAAGGUAAAUCUGAAAGAAAUUCAAAGGUGUGUUUUAAUAAAUUAUGACCCUAACACGGAAACAAUUGAGUUUCGCCACUAUGCUAUUAAAGUGGUCCCGGUCGGAUUAGCUAAAGGAGUAAAAAAAUUGGUGCAGAAUAAAAUUCCUAAUUUAGCAAAAAUGGAGGAUAUUUCUGAAUUAAUAACCAAGCCCAGUCAACUAUCUGAAAGUGAAUUUGAAGAUGAUCCAAACAGUCAUGUUUCCUUACCUGAACAUUCAUCUUUCCGUGGUGGCAAUGUUGGCAAUAAAACCUCAUCUAUUCGAUUGUCAGAGCUUGGACCAAGAAUAACCUUCCAGGGAGUUGAAAGCCAGAAGAAGAGCAGAACAAGAGGCCCAUGUUUUAAAGAAGAAAGCUCUCAAAGAACUAAUGGAUAAAAAAUCUCUGGAAGGCGUGAAAAACAAAUUUAAAUCGCAGAGCACCGAAGAGGGUGAAGAAAGCAAACCAACAGAGGGUCCUCAAUCGGAAGAGGAAAGUGAUUAUGAAGAAGUGCCGCAAGAAGAAGGAACAAAGGGGAAGAGGGAUGGCGAUGACGAGGAAGAUGUGGAAGAUGCAAUUGAAUGGUUCCGCAAGGAAGUUGGUGAAGAACCAGGAGAAGAAUUCUUCAUAACUGCUCCCAAAGCAAGGAAAAGACCAGAGCCUCCAACAACGGAAGAGAAAACGGGCAAGUCAAAGAAAUCAAAGAAGUCAAAGCAACAUAAAUUAGAGGAUGACUAUGAUGAAGAGAAAAAAGGAGAAGAUGAUGAAUCGAAACACAUUCCUGCUCAUUUACCACAAUGGAGGAAGAAAAAGAUUGCAAAGCAAAUGAAGGACCAAGGUGAUGGCAAGGACAAGAAGAGUGGGGAAAAAUCACAAGACUCCAAGAAGAAAAAGAAGAAAGAACUCAGCUUAUCCCAGAAAAUUCAUAAAAAGAACUUGUUGAAGAAGAAAGAGAAGAAGAAAAAAUUAUUGAAGAGUAAGCUGAGGAAAAAGGGUUUUCACUGAAAAAUUUAAUUUUUAAACCCAGGUAAAAAUUAUUUUUCUAUUUGUGUAAAUGUAUGUUGAAGAUGAUUAAAAUGAAACCUAAGUACCUAA